GCUCUGAAUAAUUCAAGCCCCGUUCCCUUCUCCUACACUGCUAUCAAGAUGCCGGCCGUACAUCACAAACUGCUCCUGGAGGACGCUUUACAGGACAGUCCUCAGACUCGCUCUUUGCUCAGUGUGUUUGAGGAAGAUGCUGGGAUGCUUACAGACUACACCAACCAGCUGCUACAAUCGAUGCAGCGGGUGUUUGGAGCUCAGAGUGAGAUGGGAUUGGCCACAGAGCAGCUCUCACAGCGACUUCUGGAGUAUGAGAAGAAAAAUUUUGCCCUUGGAAAAGGUGAUGAAGAGGUAAUCACCACGCUGCAGAACUUUGCCAAAACCGUGGGGGAGCUGAACUCGCUCCACUCUGAGUUAGCCAACCAGAUGGCUGACAGCAUGGUUUUCCCCUUGAUCCAGUUCCGAGAGAAAGACCUCACAGAGAUAAGCACACUGAAGGAAAUAUUUGGCAUCGCCACUGAUGAGCAUGAGGCAGCUAUGGUCAAGUACAGCCGGUUGCCAAAGAAGAAGGAGAAUGAGAAGCUGAAGGCAGACAUGGUGAAGGAGGUGGCCUACACCAGAAGGAAGCAGCACCAGGCCUCCCUGCAGUAUUACUGCGCCCUUAAUGCCCUGCAGUACCGCAAGAGAGUAGCUAUGCUCGAGCCUAUGCUGGGCUACACUCAGGCACAGAUCAGCUUCUUCAAGAAAGGCAUUGAGCUGGUGUCAAAGAAGAUGGACAAUUUUCUCUCCUCUGUGUCCAACAUGACACAAAGCAUCCAGGCCCAGCUGGACUCUGAGGCGGAGGCCAUGCGUGUGUGCCAGAGGGAGCUUCUGUCUGUGGAAGACACCGUCUACAUGCCAGAUAAGGACAGUGAGCCUGUCAAUCGCACACUCAUCCAGAAGGCUGGCUACCUCAACAUUAGAAAUAAAACAGGCCUGGUGACCACAGCCUGGGACCGACUAUACUUCUUCACCCAGGGCGGGAACCUCAUGUGCCAGCCACGUGGGGCCGUGGCAGGGGGCAUGGUGCUGGACCUGGACAACAGCUCCGUAAUGGCUGUGGAGUGUGAGGAUAGACGCUACUGUUUUCAGAUAACCUCCCCCUCAGGAAAAACGUCAAUGAUUCUACAAGCUGAGAGCAAAAAGGAAUAUGAAGAAUGGAUUUGCACUGUGAACAACAUCUCCAGACAGAUCUACCUGACUGACAACCCAGAGGCUGUGGCCAUCCGACUAAACCAAACCGCCAUCCAAGCAGUCACCCCCAUCACCAGCUUUGAGAAGAGACAAGAAGGCUCGCCCAACCCUGACAGAGCAAAGCCAGGAGGUGUAUACGCUAGUGGUUCCCAGAAAAGUGGUGCUGCUCCGGAACCAGAGGACCUGAUAGCCCCCGGGACACCCAUUCAGUUUGACAUCAUGCUGCCUGCCUCAGAGUUUCAGGACCAGAACAGAGCCGGAGGAAGACGCACAAAUCCAUUUGGAGAAACAGAUGAUGACUGUUCAACAGACAGUGACGAUUCCCUCCUGCAGCAGGUAUUCGCUGUACGCUUCCUGGGCUCCAUGGCGGUUCGCUGUGGCAACAAUCAAGAGGUCAUCUACGAGGCCAUGAGGCAGGUGCUGGCUGCCCGAGCCAUCCACAACAUCUUCAGGACCACAGAGUCUCACCUCAUGGUCACCAGCAGUAGCAUCAGGUUGAUUGACCCACAGACUCAAGUUACGAGAAUAAGUUUCCAGCUUGGGGAGGUGUGUCAGUUUGCAGCCCACCAAGAGAACGGGAGGCUGAUGGGAUUCGUGGUGGAAAGCAGAGACUGGAGCGACGGAGAUGAGGAGGGAGAGCCUUCCUUUAGCACCUUUGUCUUUGAGAGCAACACAGAAGGCGAAAAGAUAUGUUACACCAUAAACUUGGCGAAGGACAUUACAGAAGCUAAGAAGGACCCAGAGGCCCUGGCCCAGCUAAUGAAGAACAUGCCUCUAACCAACGAUGGCAAGUUCCUGCUCCUGGAGCCUGAAACGGGCGACACGACCAACGGAGCAGGACAAGAAGAUCUGGAGUCGGAGGCCUAGCUCCAGUUAGGACCAAAAAAGAAAAGCAACAACAGGAUCACAGUCCGACUUUUGCCCAGGAGGGAACAGUUUCCCUGGAUAAAGACCCCUAGCCCUAACUCUGGUACUGUAACACCGAGACUAGACAGCGUAGUUCACCUCCACUGACCCUGUGUUACUACUACUUCAUCUCUUUUUGCUGUGCUAAAAGCGGAAGACGCUGACAGCAGGUUGGCUAUGCGCUUCAUUAGAUAUGCUUUUCCAUGGUAUCACUUGUAGCACGGGUCUUUGGAUUUGGAGUUUUGUCAUUGUUUUUAACACCACUGUAGGUGGCAUGCACAUCAAAAGGGACAUUACAUAGGUACUGGUUGUGUUUCAUUGUUUUCUAAUAUCCCCGUCCACCUAACAGAAGGUGGUGAAUCAUUCGCUUCAGUUUAGGUUUACAUUUAUUUUAGGUUUACAUAGUUUGAAGUGUUUGUGUUUGGAGAGUUUAAUCCUUUACUUUGACUUGUACGUAAGGCUCAUAUGCAACUACUUUGGUGUUUAUUUCUUGAUUAUUCAUGUACAAGAAAAGAAAAAAAAUUGCACUUCCAAGGGUUGUAUCUGUUUAAUAAUAACACCUGAUGUGUAAAGAAUGCACAAAUUUUGAAGGAUUUAAAGACAAUGAAGGACUUAAAAAGUAGGUUAGGACAAUGUCAGCUCCUUUUUCCAGAGCAGUUAGUGCAUAGUGUGCUAUUAUCGAUAUCCUAGCAGAUCAUUUGUGUCUUAAAGCACACAGGACACAGUCGGCAUGAGUGUUCUUUCUGCCCUCCUGCCCUGACUAUCGUUAGCGUUCCCUCUAAACUGAAUUACUGUUAUGCUACCAACUGUACAAAACAAGUCUUAAGAUUAUCUCUGUCAGUUCCUCAUUGAGCAGCCCAAAAACUACUUUGUGCUCCUUCUCUUUAAAGUCUGUAAAUAUGAUCUCUCCGAGUGUCUAUACAAUGUUUAAUCAGAGUCAAUAUGCUAGGUCUGCUGCGGUGCAUGAUUAAAUAAUGCUGCUCUCUCUUGUUCCCUUUGCAGAAGAUUAAAGUCUCUACUCUCGAGCACUGAGCUGUUAUACUAAAAAAGAAAAAAAAAAAAACAACUGAAAUGUCACAGUAACGCAUGAAGGCAGACCACAGUGGGGUAUCAUGCACUCAUGGAAAAGCAAUUUUGCUCCUCGCUCAUACAUAUGAAUGAUAAUCCAAGCAAUGGGAAAGUGAUCUGUGAAAUUCUUCCUUCCCUCUGCAUCCCGGUGCAGGUCCGUUCCGUUUCGACCCGUCCGAGCCGCAACACUAAUCUCGGUGGACAGUGGAAGCCCAUGUAUUGUGUCAGUGUGACAUGUUUUGUACAGAGGAGGUCAAAGAAAGUGACUUGGCGUUGAACGUUGUGUUGACCAGUGCGUUUGCUUGUCGGCUUGCUUUUUCUUACUCUAUUUGGUAUGUCAGAGGCAGAAGCACGUUGAAAUGAGGACAAAGUAUGGCUAUUUCACUUAGGAGCUCUUGUUCUAGUGCUGUGACUAUACAUAUGGUAAUUAAAAGGAAUAGUUCACUUUGGGAAAAUGCACUUCUUCACUUUCUUACAGGGAGUCAGAAAAGACUAAUCUGCAUAACUGCUAUACGUUGUAGCUCAUUUGUGUACAACAAGCAAGUGUAACGACACCACCUCGCUGUUUAACGCAAGGGUGCUGACAGAUGAAAGCUGCGUUUCAUUCAACUCAGAAGUCUGAAAAUUUCCAAGUUGAACUUCCGAACUCCUCACUGGAAAGGUUCCACACAUUAACAAUGUCAUAUGCAGGCAAUCAACAUGGCUGACAGCAAGAAACUCAGCUUUUUAUGGCAGCAAGCAGCACAUGAAUGUUUAUGUCAGCUGAGCUUCACUGGAUACAUUGAACAAGUGACAGAGUUCGUCACACAUAUUUCACAUCAGUUUAGUAAGAAUAUUUCACGCAACAGCCUUACAUGUACGGUUAGAUGUUGUACACAGGCUAAGUAAUGUUGACUUUUUGUGGAUGCUGCCAUCUGACUGAUGUCAGAGCAUCUACUUUUACAUGAAAUUGGCCCAAGCCUCCCACGCAGAGCUCUCACCUCAGAAGCCAUUCCAUCAUACUUUUUCCGCAAAUUAGGUUGGAGAUUUUUAGUUCUGAGGUGUUUGCAGCGCAGUAUUAUCUCAUAAUUAUGAGAUAAUUUAUGCACACCUAAAUUAAAGUGUGUUGCACCCACACAUUUCUUACAGAGGGCUAAUUAUAGCAGCUAAAUAUUGACACUAGACAUAACUGCUGUGUAAAGGAUGGCCCGCUUGGAGCGACUACAGUAGCUAAUUGAAAACUGUCAGCAUAUUCAGGUAAAAUAUAACGGACUAGAGGUGUGGAUAUUUAUGGCAGUUAUCGAUUCAGGUGUGAACACAUAAUGAGGAUCACCUGCCAGCUGACCUAAGAAGGUUGUAGAAGUGCCAAGUCUGGAGGGCAGAAUGUAGUCAAAGAGGCAUUCAAAUUCACUAGAGCACUGGGAGAGUGACUCUCGCACUAAGAAGCCAACUGUAAUCCGUGCAACAUGUCAGAUGCUGCUGUUUCAAAAUGGCAGGGUUCCCAGAUGUGACUCAAGUACUCACGAUGCCCCCAGCAACCACGAGAAUAAAUAUGUAAAUGGUAACUUCACUGACGUUCUGCCAGAGAGUCAACAAGAGCAUUUCCCUAAAUGUUAAACUUUCUCUUUCUGUUGCCUGAUGUAAAUCAUAUGAGCAGGAUGUGUGGUGUUGUACAGACUGUUUUAUUCAUCCUAUAUCCUCCCUCCUCAGGUGAUGACUGAGAGCCUUCAAUCACACCAAUAAUAAAAGUACAGUAAUGCAUACAAAUACGCGUAGUGCGUCAGUCUACAGGAAGUUCUUUCCAGCUGGAUAAUGUAAACAUGUCUGUGUUUUCUCUCUGGUGAGAAGAUUUGCUCCAACUUUACCGUCAAGAAACUAAAUCCUCUUACUCUGCAGCCCAUUACACACAUUACAGCUGUGCUGCACAGUCUUGAUAUAUUUUUUGCUUUGUAAGUAAUGCAACGUCAGGAAAAAUCUGGGUACUCAUGGUGUCGAAAAUGCAUUUCCAUAAUAUAGCAAGGACUGCAUUUUCUCUUUCUCCUGCUUUUCUUUCUGUAAAUGGCAGAAGUUGCCAGAAUUCACUUCCCAUCAGGCUUUGCACUUAAUUUGUCCUAGUUUUCUAAAGACCAAUGUUAACAUGCAAUCUUUAAUAAAUAUGUCAUUUUUCUUACUCAA
Messenger RNA from Stegastes partitus (bicolor damselfish), 5304 nucleotides. RefSeq names its product adaptor protein, phosphotyrosine interaction, PH domain and leucine zipper containing 2 (gene appl2). Gene Ontology annotation, molecular function: protein binding. Bases 49 to 2043 code for a protein of 664 amino acids. Gene Ontology annotation, biological process: signaling. The record is from RefSeq and is a predicted model, not a curated record. NCBI's taxonomy places the organism in Eukaryota, Metazoa, Chordata, Actinopteri, Pomacentridae. Gene Ontology annotation, cellular component: cytoplasm; endosome membrane. The transcript has 21 exons.